Melospiza georgiana is the source of this 891-nucleotide messenger RNA. RefSeq names its product liver enriched antimicrobial peptide 2 (gene LEAP2). Gene Ontology annotation, biological process: defense response to bacterium; antimicrobial humoral immune response mediated by antimicrobial peptide. The record is from RefSeq and is a predicted model, not a curated record. The coding region runs from base 405 to 668 and encodes 87 amino acids. The transcript is spliced from 2 exons. Lineage: Eukaryota; Metazoa; Chordata; Aves; Passeriformes; Passerellidae.
GAAGAUGCACUGGUGGAAAGUGAUGGCAGCCCUUCUGCUCUGCUCACUGCUGCUCAGCCAGGUAAACUGAGACCAUACUGAAAUAAACUAUUUAAAGGGCUAAUUCAAAGGACAGGCAGUCCAUAACAGCUGUUAUGAUUUGGAUGGACAACUGGCAGGAUUAAAGAUGUGGCAGCAGGGCUUUUUACAGGAUUCAGCAUCAUAAAAAUGUAGCUACUGCCUAGUGAAUACUGGGCUACUCUGAGCCAUAGCUCAGCCAGUGAUUCUGCCUUCACUCCCAAGAAGAUGAAACCCAUCACUAAUUUGGGUAGAUAUUCCUUUGGGGUCGGGUUGCAAGCCCUUCUUCACCCAGAGGGUGCUGCAAUCUGCAAACCAGAGCGAUUCCGAGUUAAGCCUCACUUAGAAUGAAGACUGUUGAGCUCAGCAGCAGAACAGGCAGCGCUGCAGCUGCCACGUGUGCUGACGGUCACCCCGCUGUGUUUCAGAGCCACGGCGCGUCCCUGGCCCCGAGGCAGCCCCAGCCCCGCAGCGCCCGGCAGCGGCGGAUGACGCCCUUCUGGAGAGGAGUGUCCCUGAGACCCAUCGGGGCCUCGUGCAGGGACAACAGCGAGUGCCUCACCAUGCUCUGCAGGAAAAACCGCUGCCUCCUCUCCACGGCCUCAGCGUGAGCUGGCACCAAGCACAGCCUGCACUGUUACUGCUGACCAUGCUCCAUGCACUUGGGAUGUAUUUAUUGACUGCUCAGGAGCUGCAAGAGCCUCAAGCAAGCAGAGUAUUUGAUAUUUCUGUCACAUGUGCUGAUGAAAGGACUUUAAGAAGCUUGAGAGCAUCUCCUCCCCAGCCACGCCUCUGGAGGCCUCUGGCCAAGCUCAAUAAAAGGACUCUGCAUCU